CCUGGGGCAGUGCAGAGGCCUGGCCCGGUGGGCGGGGCCCGGGCAGCCAUUGGCGGCUUCGAAAGCGCCUCGGCGGGAACAGCUGUAGUCGCGGCGGGCGAUGUGGAGCAGCGGGCCAAAGAGAUGGAUGAGAAUGUUGCUGAGUUUCUCCGAAGGAGCAUCUUGAAAAUCCCCUUGGGUGAGAUGAAGACCAUCCUAAGUGCCUGGAACUUUUUAUCUGAAGACCAACUGCAGACUGUAAACUUGCGGCAGAGAAAGGAAUUUCUAGCCCAGGAAAUAAUUCUGAUGUGUGAGGAGAAGUGUGCAAGUGUUGAUGACAUGGCCCUUUUAGACAUCGUGUAUACUCAAGUUCAUCGGCACCAGAAGCUUUGGAAUGUCUUUGAGAUGAGUAAAGAGCCAGGAGAAGAUGUUGACCUUUUUGACAUGAAACAGUUCCAAAGUUCCUUUAAGAAAAUUCUUCAGAGAGCAUUAAAAAAUGUUACUGUCAGCUUCAAAGUCGAUGGGAAGAAUGCCGUGUGGAUUCGGAUUGCCUGGGGAACACAGUAUUCACAGCCAAACCAAUACAAACCCACUUUUGUGGUGUAUUAUCCCCAGACUCCAUAUGCCUUCAUUUCCUCCUGCCGUCUGAAGAGCACUGUACCCCUGCUCCAUCAGGCCCUGAAAGUUGCUACCAAACACCAUCAAAUCGUGCAGCUGGAUCUGAGAAGCCGGCACCUGGACUCGCUCAAGGCUAUCGUUUUUAGAGAGUAUGAUCAGACCUUUGAAAAUCACAACUCUACAGUGCCUCUACAAGAAGGAAGCCUUGGACUAAACAUGAGUUUGGAUUCAAACAUCAUUCAUGAAAACAUGGAAGAAAAAGAAAGAAUCCACAGAGUCACUCAGGACACGUUUGGAGCCUAUCCCCAGCCACAGCUGGAAUUUGCACAGUAUAAGCUGGAGACCAAAUUCAAGAGUGACAUCAGUGGGGGCAUCUUGGCUGACAGGAAAGAACCCCUACGGUGCCUUAUAAAGUUCUCAAGCCCACACCUUUUGGAAGCAUUGAAAUCCUUAGCACCAGCUGGUAUAGCAGAUGCACCGCUUUCUCCGCUGCUCACCUGUAUACCAAAAAAGAAAAUGAAUUAUUUUAAAAUUAGAGAUAAAUGAGACAGAUGUGGCUUUGCUUAUAUUAUACUUGCAGUUCUAGUUAUGGCUGGCUGGCUUCUGUGUAUAAUCCUGUGUUUUAGAAAUCAGUCCUUGGCAUUGGAAAUUCAAUGCUUUAAUGUAAGUAUUGGGACUAAAUAUGUCCUCCCUAUGUCCUGUCUUCUAAGUACAGCAGCUGGGAGUACUUGAGAAGUGCUCUCUCUCUCUCUCUCUCUCUCUCUCUCUCUCACACACACACACACACACACACACACACACACACACACACACACACACACACACACACGAGAGGCUUCGGUUGACCUUAACACUGGGAUGCUCAGAAGUCAAGCCUAUGACACAGUGGCUGAUCCUGCUGGCAUCACAUCUACUUUAUCCCACUCCUUCUUAUCCUAGGAGGUCUAGUCUCAGUUGCAAUUUUUUCUGAAAUUUCUAAAACUACGCAGCCCAGAACUUGUAGGAGAGUCAGAGGGAAGAGCUGGGUACAUUAAGCUACUACAGAGACCGCAUAUCUGAUGGCUUGUUUCUGUAAAAUAGCUGUUCUGUUGUAUAUAUGUGGAACAUUCAAACUGAACUUCACCGUUAUACUGAUUUAUGAAUAAAGAUAUUGGCAAACUGGCA
Molecule: messenger RNA, 1761 nt
Organism: Mesocricetus auratus (golden hamster)
Lineage: Eukaryota; Metazoa; Chordata; Mammalia; Rodentia; Cricetidae
Gene: Cenpn
Product: centromere protein N
Exons: 11
Coding region: 124-1143 (339 amino acids)
Biological process (GO): CENP-A containing chromatin assembly; chromosome segregation
Source: RefSeq, a predicted model, not a curated record